AUGGAAUUCACUCAAGGAAUGGACGAGCCUUUUCAUGAAGCUUGGGAAAGAUUGCAAGAACUCCUCUGCCAAUGCCCACAACAUCAGCUGACCAACGUGAUGAUAAUGCAAUACUUCUACAAUAGAGCAGAAUACACCGCCAGCGCUGUCCAGGAUGCCAGAGAUGACAAGGGUACCAGAGCAGACUACGGUACCAGAGCAGAUGAUGAGGACAGCCCUGGAAAGUUCACCGUUGCCAAAUCCAGUCCUGUCGAAUCCAGCCCUGCCAAAGCCAGCUAUGCAGAAUCCAGCCAUGUCAAAUCCAGAUCUGCCAAGUCCAGUCCUGCCAAGACCAGCACUAAAAAAUCCAGCUCUGCAACAUUCAGCCCUGCCACUUCCAGCUAUGCAACGUUCAGCCCUGCAGAAUCCAACUAUGCAAAAUCCAGCUAUGCAACGUCCAGCCCUGCAAAGUCCAGCACUGCCAAGAAGGCAGCCAGAGCAGACACGACAGCCAGAGCAGAUAAGGACGAUAGAGUUGAUAAGGAGGCCAGAGCUGAAACUUCGCCUGUCCACUAUACCAUAUCGACCACCGAAAGCUGUCCAACGUCCCAGCCCACCUCUGCCACCACUGAUUGUUGA
Molecule: messenger RNA, 618 nt
Organism: Salvia miltiorrhiza (redroot sage)
Lineage: Eukaryota; Viridiplantae; Streptophyta; Magnoliopsida; Lamiales; Lamiaceae
Exons: 2
Coding region: 1-618 (205 amino acids)
Source: RefSeq, a predicted model, not a curated record